UAACUUUAGUAAUACUGUAAUAUAAGUUCAAGCAACAGUAUUGAAGUCUACUUGGAUAACUGAGAGAGCAGACGCUAUAGAAAAGAAAUCAAUAACUGCGAUGAUAAUUCCUUUUCUCGCUUCCAUACUGGCUGCGCCUUUUUGUGUGACAGCCACACAUAGUCUUGCAGAUGUACAUAUCAGUAGUCCUGAGGCCCCGCUUGGCCAUGUGAGUGGUAUAUAUAUACCGAGCACGCCCCAAAAUAGUGUGCGAAAUGAGCGAUUAAUUGCUGGUACAUUCACCAACGAUUGUGAGAUUGAACUCUCCUCUAAAGAUUUGAAUUCGACCUGGGUGCUCUUUGUCGAAUAUAGUGACAAUUGUUCAAUAGAAAAAGCCCUGAGCACCGAAGCGGCGGGAUUUAUAUUCAUCAGUUCCCUUACUGCAUCCGAAGGCAAUAUUUAUGGAUCAGCAGUGCCGAGUGUGUUGAUUAGUAGCUCAUCGGGAAAGGAGCUGUCAGAAGCCAUCAACAGGACUGCACAACCAUUGUUCGCGACCUUCUUAGAAUUCAGCAAGCCCCUGAAAAUAAUGACUCCGUCGCACGUUUCUAAAACUUUAUUUGAUAUAGGUAUAGUACUAGGUGUUGUAUUGUUUCUAAGUGUCUUGCUGGCGUUGACUAUUUGGACCCGCAAAAAGAGGCGGAAUGCCAUUGUGGCAGCCGUUGUUGACAGCGAGAAAAGACAAGAGAGAAAAACAGCAGACGCUCUGAAAGCUUUACCAAUCAUCGAGUACAAGUAUAAACCUCAAAAAGAUCAAAUGAUAGCGAGAAGGACGUCACCACCCUAUAAACAGAUCCCAGGUAAAGUGUAUGUUCAUCCAAGACAGUCCACAUGCAUAGACGUGGAUAGUACUGUUCCGAAAGAUAAGAUCGAAGAAGAAGAAGCGGACUGUUGUGCCAUUUGUUACGAUGAUUUCGCAAACGGGGACACUCAGCGGCAACUACCAUGUGAUCACAGUCGUAUGUUUCAUCUAGGCUGUGUUGACAAAUGGUUGCUGUUGAAUCGAAAGUGCCCAAUAUGUAAGAUGAACUUUAUGUAUCCAAGUGGGGUUGGAAGAUAUAAGAAGGCGACAAACACGGAUGGCACUGAAAUCGAUAUUGAAUCAGGUAUCCAAACUUCACUAAGGUAGUGUAAAACAUCUGGUCGAAAGAUUGACAAUAGGCAUCACACGUUUCACUACUGCAGUGCAGUAUAUGUAAUAUUACGAUGUUUCAAGAUAGAACGUCUAAGAUCAUUGUACUGACGGAUACGGGUUUGCAGAGUAUCCUAGUACUAAGGCACAUGAUAGUCACGCUAAAGAAACUCUUUAUAGUAGAUAAUAAACGCAUCGUUGAAUAUUGAGG
Sphaeroforma arctica JP610 is the source of this 1379-nucleotide messenger RNA. RefSeq lists its product as hypothetical. The record is from RefSeq and is a predicted model, not a curated record. The transcript has a single exon. Lineage: Eukaryota; Ichthyosporea; Ichthyophonida. Bases 101 to 1165 code for a protein of 354 amino acids.